Messenger RNA from Centrocercus urophasianus (Greater sage-grouse), 2840 nucleotides. Its product is annotated as endothelin receptor type B-like. Gene Ontology annotation, biological process: enteric nervous system development; G protein-coupled receptor signaling pathway; vasoconstriction. Gene Ontology annotation, molecular function: endothelin receptor activity. NCBI's taxonomy places the organism in Eukaryota, Metazoa, Chordata, Aves, Galliformes, Phasianidae. Bases 81 to 1559 code for a protein of 492 amino acids. The transcript has 9 exons. Gene Ontology annotation, cellular component: membrane. The record is from RefSeq and is a predicted model, not a curated record.
UGUUCACUUAGUCUCUGUUCAGAGAGACCUCAGCAAGUCACAAGCGGGAAGGAACACAAAACUGAACUCCAGAAUCUACAAUGCUGCCAUCCUCCUGGGACCUGUGGGACAGACGAGGGGCAGUGAGAGGGAGAGAAACUGAUCCCAAGAGCAUCCAGAGUUCAUGGUCUCGAAGAUCAGACCAAGACCCAAACAAAGACAUCCCAAAAGUCCUGCAUUCUGCAGCCAGCUUUAUCCUUCGGUCCUCAACGGCGAGAAUCUCAGCUCCCACUACUCUGGCCAUCCUCCUGACUUGCCUCUUCUCUGGGGCACAUGGCCAGACCCCAGAGGCUUUCCAGGCAAGCUCCAUUCCCUUCAAGGCACUCAGCCAGGAGCAGGCUUACAGCCUGCUGCAGCCCAGCCUGUUCAAGGAUGCCAAGGCACCCAAUUACUCAGAAAGUCUCCCCAAGAGCAGUGGGUCGGAGCCACCCCUGCUGCCUGUCUGUGUGAAGCCUGCAGAUAUCAGGCACAUCUUCAAGUAUAUCAACACCAUCGUGUCCUGCACCAUCUUCAUAGUAGGGAUCAUUGGGAACUCCACACUCCUGAGGAUCAUAUACAAGAACAAGUGCAUGAGGAAUGGGCCGAAUGUUCUCAUUGCUAGCUUGGCACUUGGAGACCUUCUCUACAUCCUCAUUGCUCUGCCCAUCAAUGUCUAUAAGCUCUUGGCAAAGGACUGGCCCUUCGGUGUGCAGGUGUGCAAGCUGGUCCCCUUCAUCCAGAAGGCUUCAGUGGGCAUCACGGUCCUCAGCCUUUGUGCUCUCAGCAUCGACAGGUAUCGAGCAGUGGCCUCCUGGAGUCGGAUCCAGGGCAUAGGAAUCCCCAUGUGGAAGGCGGUGGAGGUGACGCUGAUCUGGGCAGUGGCCAUUGUGCUUGCAGUCCCUGAAGCCAUAGCCUUUGACAUGGUAGAGAUCAACUACUGGGACCGAGACCUGUGGGUGUGCAUGCUUGCCUCCGAACAGAAAUCCAGCUUCAUGAUGUUCUAUCGUGACGUGAAGGACUGGUGGCUUUUCGGCUUCUACUUCUGCCUCCCUUUGGUAUGCACUGGCAUCUUCUACAGCCUCAUGUCAUGUGAAAUGCUGAGCAAGAGAAAUGGCAUGAGAAUCGCUCUGAAUGACCACAUGAAACGGCGUCGGGAGGUGGCCAAGACUGUCUUCUGCCUGGUGGUGAUCUUUGCACUCUGCUGGCUGCCGCUCCACCUCAGCCGCAUCCUCAAAAAGACCAUCUAUGAUCAGACAGACCCCAACAGAUGUGAACUGCUCAGUUUCCUCCUUGUCAUGGAUUACUUUGGGAUCAACAUGGCCUCUCUCAACUCCUGCAUCAACCCUGUGGCUCUCUACUUUGUCAGCCGAAAAUUCAAGAACUGCUUCCAGUCCUGCCUGUGCUGCUGGUGCCAGAGACCCGCUCUGAGCAUCACACCGACAGAUGAGAAGGGCUCUGUGGGGAAGUGGAAAGCCAAUGGGCAGGAGCUUGGACUGGACCGGAGCAGCUCCCGCUUGAGCAACAAGUACAGCUCUUCCUAAAGCAGAGAGGAGAAGGCACUGUGACAAGAUGGACAGCCCCAGCUGUGUCAGCCUGGCUUCCUCCAGCUCUAUCCAAAUCAGCAAUAGGAACAGCUCUGCCACCAGCAAUGACUGUUCUCUUACCUGCACACUGCACGGAGACUAGCAGAUUUAAACACACUGUUCCCAUUCAACUCAAUGAAGACCGAAGCAUCUGAAUGAUUCCCCAGCAGUGACCUUUGGUAACAGCAUAAGGAGCAGUGCCCCAAAUGUUCAAGAUCUGUGAUUCUCUCCCAAGGACAGCCAGGCCCUGUUCAUACUCACAGUACAGACAGCAAUUACAUCCACACAGGGGAAUCUUUUUACUUUGCCUAACCUCCCGGACCCCAAAUAGCUAACAUCCCUCUUUAUGCUCCACAGCAAAUUUAAUCAUUUCUGCAUUAGCAGCUACUCUCAGAUCAACAUUUUCACCUUAAAUGGUUCAAAACCAGUCUUAGAUCUGCACAUGAUUAAUAUUACAACAAACAGACUGCCAUGAAUUCAUCCCAGCUCUGGACGUUGGUACCACUUGCUGCACAGCUGCUUAACACUGACUACAGACUCCUUGCCUUUCUUUCCCCUUGUGUUUUCCUCCCAAGUGUCUCCUAUUAAAACCAACAUCGUAAAAUUUGACUAAGUGUGAGAGGGCAGGGAGAGAAGAGAGCUAUCAGCUGCAAACAGCAUCCUUUUAAAACUCUUACACUGCGGUGGCAUUCACUUGGCACUUCUCAAAGGUCUCUAUUAGGCUGCAACCAAGACCAUGUCAAACACAAAGAUAAAGCAAGGAACACCAGAAAACAAGUGCCCGUGCAGUUUAGCUGCUCAUGGAACUGCAAGUGCAAAAACAGCUCCCACCUUUCAAGAUCUUUUUCAAGUUACUCUCCAUGCUGCUGGGGCUUAGCAGUCACAGGACUGAGCCCAGGUGUAUCAGUCAGGUUCUUAUUUAUUCACCCCUUUUCCCUUCAGCCAAGCCAGACAGGAUCAGACAAAAUCAAAGCCACCACAGUCACCUGUAAAGAUGCAGGAACCCAUUGGCAUGGGCAAGAUGAAUCCAUUGCAGCAAACUGAAGCAAAAGAGUUUUAUAAUGAAAUGCAGGGUUCAGAUGGCUUCAGGACCUAAUGCCUGUGAACACAAACCCACUGCCAGUCUGCCAGAAACCAACUCUGUCAAUUUGUAUUUGAAAGAACAAUUUUAUUGAGAAAACCUGACAUUUACAUCCUCUUAUUCCUCUGUAUGUUAAUAAAACAUGUUGGUGUUUGAAA